AUGGAUUAUUUUGAAAAUUCUGAGGAGGGAGAAAUUUGGAGGAAUGCUGAGUUGGCAAUUUCUGAGCCAUGCACUGCUACUAGAAUCAACAAGGAACCUCUCCGCGAAUCUUGGCGUGAGAAUGCAACUGUGUUUCUCACGGCUUGCACGGUUCUGGAGAAUAAAUGUGGACAACUUGCCUCCCCUUCCACCUUUCAAGGAAAACUGGAUUCUGUUUGCCAACAACUCCAUAACAAGCAGCAGCAGCAGUAG
Molecule: messenger RNA, 252 nt
Organism: Dovyalis caffra
Lineage: Eukaryota; Viridiplantae; Streptophyta; Magnoliopsida; Malpighiales; Salicaceae
Source: the annotation of a GenBank genome assembly